CGACACUUCAAUUGCCAGGCUCACAACUAACGGCCUCUUGCUCAUCUUUGUGUCCACCACCACCACAUGAGCAGCGCCAAGCCAUUGCUGUCCAAACGUCAGUCGUCGUCCUCCUCUUCCUCCAAUGGCAUCAUGCACAAAUGCCAGCUUUCGACCAAUCGCAGUCCAAAAAAGGUGUGUUUGGUCGGGUCGGGCAACUGGGGCUGCGUGAUUGCUCGAAUCAUUGCGGCCAACAUGGCGUCAAGCCCCGACGUAUUUGACCCUGUGCUCACCAUGUGGGUGUUCGAAGAGACUGUGGACGGCCGCAAAUUGUCCGAGAUCAUCAACAGCGACCACGAAAACGUCAAGUACCUGCCGGGGUACAAGCUCCCGACGAAUGUGGUGGCCGUGCCGGACCUGAAAGAGGCCGUGACGGGGACCGACGUGUUGAUAUUUUGCGUGCCGCACCAAUUCUUGGGCAAAAUGCUGCCUCAGAUCAAGGAGCAAGGGCUCGUGCCCGACUGCAUUGGUGUGUCGUUAAUCAAAGGCAUCGAUUUCGACGACCAAGGAGUUGUGUUGGUGUCGAGUAUCAUACAAACCGCCCUCGACAUUGAUUGUAGUGUGCUCAUGGGGGCAAACGUGGCCAACGAAGUUGCGGCGGGCGACUUUUGCGAGUCCACGCUGGGCUGCAACGACUUGCGCCAUGGGGCGUUCCUGCAAGACCUGUUCCACACCAACCGAUUCCGGGUCAAUGUGGUUCUGGACCCCCAUGGCGUCGAGUUGUGCGGCGCGCUCAAGAACGUGGUCGCGUUGGGCGCGGGGUUCUGCGACGGCCUCGGGUACGGCGGCAACACCAAGGCGGCAAUCAUCCGGUUGGGGCUGAUUGAAAUGAAGAAGUUUUGCUACCGGUUCUUUGAUGGGAUCAAGGAGGACACGUUCUUUGAGAGCUGCGGCGUGGCGGAUCUGAUCACGACAUGCUUUGGCGGCCGGAACCGCAAAUGUGCCGAACUGUUUGUCAAAGACAAGGGCGUGACGUGGGAAGAGAUGGAGGCGACGGUGCUGAAUGGGCAGAAGCUCCAGGGCACGUGGACUGCCAAGGAAGUGUACCGCAUCAUCGAAAAGACCCACUCGUUGCCCGAAUUCCCGCUAUUCGUGGCCAUCUAUCGCAUAGCGUUUGAAGGUGCCGACGCGUCGACCCUGGUGGACGUGUAGGCAGUUGAAACAUGAUCCGAGGAAUGCUAUAGACGCUUGCAAAUUCGCGUUGACUACCAGUAUACUCCGAGUAGUAAUUAGUAACUGUUGUAUGUGCU
This is a messenger RNA of Aphanomyces astaci, 1289 nucleotides long. Its product is annotated as glycerol-3-phosphate dehydrogenase (NAD(+)). The transcript is spliced from 2 exons. Bases 67 to 1191 code for a protein of 374 amino acids. Gene Ontology annotation, molecular function: protein homodimerization activity; glycerol-3-phosphate dehydrogenase [NAD(P)+] activity; NAD binding. Gene Ontology annotation, cellular component: glycerol-3-phosphate dehydrogenase (FAD) complex; cytosol. The record is from RefSeq and is a predicted model, not a curated record. Gene Ontology annotation, biological process: carbohydrate metabolic process; glycerol-3-phosphate catabolic process. NCBI's taxonomy places the organism in Eukaryota, Oomycota, Saprolegniomycetes, Saprolegniales, Verrucalvaceae.